Myotis lucifugus (little brown bat) is the source of this 1025-nucleotide messenger RNA. RefSeq names its product lymphocyte antigen 6 family member G5C (gene LY6G5C). The coding region runs from base 193 to 654 and encodes 153 amino acids. The transcript has 2 exons. Lineage: Eukaryota; Metazoa; Chordata; Mammalia; Chiroptera; Vespertilionidae. The record is from RefSeq and is a predicted model, not a curated record. Gene Ontology annotation, cellular component: external side of plasma membrane.
CUCAUUCCCCUGUUGCGGCUCCUGUUCCCAAGCCAGGAUGUUAGGUUCCAGAGUGGGCGUGGGCUAGAACACUCUGUCCUUCUGGAUGUUUUGGCUCUAAUUUCCACCCCAAAUGGGUGUUGCCCCUCUCCUUUUUCUUGGCCAACUUCUCUUUGACCAAUAUAAGCGCAUGCUGGAGGCUGGUGGGCAGUCAUGCAUUUUAUGGCAGGCCCUACACACAGCCGGAGUCUGGGGCCCCUGGGCCUCCACAGCACCCCCCACGCUCUGUACAUGGUCCUCUUAACAGUGCUGGUCGUGAUGAGCUUGGUGUUUGGUAAAACUGAUCCUGUCAAUGAAGAGCCCCCUUAUCCAGCUGAGUUCCCCAAAUACCUGCGCUGCUAUCGGUGCCUCUUGGAGACCAAGGAGCUGGGGUGCCUGCUGGGAUCUGACAUCUGCCUGGCCUCUCCUGGCAGCAGCUGUAUGACUCUCUUCAUCAAGAACAGUAAGCUGCCUUCUGUGUGUCUGGGGCCCAGAACUGAGUCCCUACAUUUCCUAGCCCCAACUCUCCGACACUGCCCAGCACCGACUCUCUCCUUCAGAGCCAGUCCCUGUCUCCACCGCCACCGCCACCGCCACCGCCACCGCCACUGCCUGCCCUUCUCAGCCCACAGCUGAGUGUCCCCCCCUCCGCAGGCGCCAGCCUUGAGAUGGCCAGCUACCUCUUCCCGUCUCCUUCACAGAGUCUUGCCUCAUUCUCCUUCACCCUUAAGGGUUCAUGUUCUUUGGCUAUCUUCCCGUUUCACUCUCCCACAGGAACUUAUCUGCUUCCCUGGCGUCCGCACAGCCACAUCACAGUCUGAGCGGUGGCCACACUGCCCAUCAAAUUGCCCUCUGGACACCUCCCCUCAACUUUCCACUUCCCCCAAAUUGUCCAUCCCUUUGUUCUUCUACCUGGCCGCUCACCUUCUUAGUUAACAAACCCUAACACAGCCUCUGGGCCAACCACUGUGCUAGGCACUUACAGGCCUCUGAGGUGUUCCCAGCUG